Molecule: messenger RNA, 3264 nt
Organism: Electrophorus electricus (electric eel)
Lineage: Eukaryota; Metazoa; Chordata; Actinopteri; Gymnotiformes; Gymnotidae
Source: RefSeq, a predicted model, not a curated record
AUGUCUUGCUUUGGCCUCGUCCUGAGUUGCCUCGGCUCUUGGCUCGGUCCCGAUGCUGCAGCUCCUGUCACAGCCCCUUGUUCCUCUUCGGCCAGUGGGGCGGGCACUGCAGGGGCUGCUGCUACCAGGGGAGUGCGGGACAUUAGUGGGCAGGAGUCGCCUGAGCCAGGCACCAGGGUUAUCAUCAGGAGGAGUUCAGAAGAAUCUAACUGUACUGUCUGUGUGGGUGAGGAUCCUGCCUGUAGCAAAACAAAGAUCCUCAGUGACCCUCAGAACAUGACAGUGGAGUUUACCUGUCCCAGUCCUCAGGACAUCUUCACUGUUGAGGUCAAUAGGGACCUUGAUUGCUCAAAGUCAUGCGCAUAUGAUACCAUACAUCCCGAGAGCUCCAUCUUACCAGAUUUCAAACAGAUCUUUACAUGGGACCUGAAAGUGUCGCCUGCCAAGGCCUUCCAACUAGACUUCCCAGCAUCAGGAAUGAAGCAGAUCCAGUCAUUGGAACAGUGUCUCGAUAAGCACACGUACACCAUCUUAAUGUACUCGAGAGCAGGGACGGUGCCCAUAGGUACAUUCUGUCGAACUGGAACUAUUACUCGUAUGCAGGUCCUUUGGAAAGGUCGCGUCUCUCUGGAGGUUCCCAGAGACACAGUCUUAAUCCCGUCUGACUUCAAAUACUCAGAAGCUGUUGUGUCAUCUUCCGCAGGUUCUAUCUCAGCAGUAGUGGAUGUCGUGCUGGCUCGUGGGGUGUCGAACACAGACUUCUUCAGUCCUAGCAACAUCCCAAGCGAUUAUGUGAUGAAGUGGAAUUUUGUGGUACCGCCAAUGCACAACUUCACUGUUAAUUUUGUGAAGUAUACUGAGCCCGAAUGCCAAAGCAAAAUGGCAAGAGUGACAUACCAGCAGGACAACAAUCCUCCCAUUGACAAGUCUCUCAGAGAUAACCAAGUGACCAAUUAUCAAGGAAACUUCAGUCUGUCUCUAACCAACUGUGAUGUAAAGAAGGGUAAAGUCCCUGGCCUCUUCCUUAACUUCAGGGUUUCUGUGUUCAGGAGUGGAAUUCCAUAUCUUUGCACAGUAGAUCUCCAGAAUGAUGAAGCACUGAGUCUCCAACUAGAGCACACAACCCUUGACUCUUUCUGUGAACUGAGCGUAGACUCAGUGGUGCAAAAGACCAUCAUUGUUCCCCCAGGCUCCAAGGCCAUUUUGUCUUUCCUUGAUUGCCGUAGUGAUGAGCUACUUCUUACUGCCAAGAAGACUAUCGAGUGCCAGAAUUUGUCAUUAUGUUCAUUGGCUGAGAUCCUCCUUUCGGUUCCCGCGCUGGACUCGUGUCUGCCCACACCUCUCCAGGAAGUCACCUGGGUUCUGCAGAUGCCUCAGGAUGGUGCAGUGGAGCUGAGAGCCCCUCAGGGCAGUCUAAAUCAGUUAGGCCCGGGGCAGGACUGCGUCACCCCCAUGUCUGUGCUGGUCUCAGAAGCUGAUGGUUCCAGGAUUGGCUGUUUCAGCUCUCUUGCCGGCAAAGGCUAUAUUGACAAAGUGCAGAUCAGCUCCAACGUUACGGUCACUGCAGUGGCAGGGGCUCAGGGUCUGAACUAUAAGCAUGGCCCUUUCCUCAGUAUGUCCUUCAGUCCAGAGAUCACAGAUAAUUUGAUCUACACCAUCUUUCUCUCACCACUUGGUCUUUCCACGGUUCUCCUCAUGACACCCAACUGGCCAGGAACAAUGAAGUCGGAAUCCACCUUAUCAUGGAUUGUAAAUAUUCCAGAGGAAUACAGGGCUGAAUUGUCCUUUCUCAAUGUCAGCCAGCCUAGGUGUCGUGAAGGCCACACAGAAAUGAUCAUUAAGGAGAUGGGCUCAGAGAUUGAGCAAAGCUUUAGGGAGGACAAUGCAUUUGACCACAAAGUUGACAUGUCGGGGAGUUUCUACCUCAACAUGUCCAAUUGUGAACCUGGUUAUGGCCAUUUUGCUAUUUUAAGCCAGCUCUCUCUGCAGAAGAAAAGCAAGAAACUGCUGAGUAUCAUUUUGGGUGUAAUUGGAGCACUGCUUGCAGUCUCGCUUAUCAUUCUUAUUGUAGUCUGUGUAGUCAUCAGGAAAAAGAAGCAUCAGCUGGCCAACAGGUCUUCCAUCUGCAUUCCCAAAGGAAUCGCCUCCCUCCCUGGUGAUGCCAGCUUCCCAAAAAUCCGAGCAAACAACGAGUCUCAUGUAUAUGACUAUAUUGAUGAAACUAUGGUCUAUGGUCAUCUUUUGGAAGACGAGAGACUCCGGGAAGGAGGUGGUCAAUUCAAUGGUCAUCAGGUGGACACAUACCGUAUGUUCACUGGCACUGUGGACACGAUGGCAGUAAAUUCUGAGCCUGACGGAUGCCAGGGACCUGAGACGGACAGUUACCAUCCUUUCCUGGGCCCGUCUGAAACCUUUAUGCCCCCCAGACCUCACAGUCCACUGUGCCCUUUGAACAGCAUGGGAUUCGAGGACCGUAGGAUGGUGGAUAAUGAACUGUAUACAUUCAAGAACCAGGGUGACCUGAACACAAUUAAUCUGUUCAAUGACGACAGAUUACCUCCACCAGAUGUGGAAUAUGAUGAGGCCUUUUAGUGCUGCAUAGGAUAAAGGACCAUGUGUAUCGUGGCACAAGAAAGCCAUACACGCAUCUUGCUUUGCCUGUUUGACAGACAUUCUAAAUUCUAAGUCUUCUCACCUGAGUCUUAUGGACCCUUAACUUGUCUGGAUAUAAAUAUCAUAGAGCACACUUAUCGGAACCUUUGGAGAAGUGAAUUGCCAUGUGGACAUGUAGUCAGAUGAUCAUGUAGGCCUGGUUUGCUCUAAGCACCUUAAUGUCAGGACCUUUGAGAUGCAGUUUCUUUUGGGAAUGUCCUGUUUGCUGAUGUUCAGUGUAUGUUUGAUGCUACGUCUGGCAGUUUCCGACUGGUUUUAUGUUCUUUUUAUCGGGAUUCAAAUGUUCACAUAUGUUGAUUUAUUUAUCUUGUUUGUGUUUAUGCAUUUCUUGUAUAAUGUAUAUAUCUUCCAUUCUUUUAAAGAAUAAAUUGUUUGCUGUUUGAGUAGCUAUGUUACUGGUUUGAUGGGCUGAACUAAAAUCACUUCAAGGAUUUGUGUUCAUAUUAAGUUGUAAAAUGAACAAGACCCCUCAGAGUACCACUCUUGUAAUAAUCUGAUAUUUUAUUGUAUCGAUAGCCAAAAAGCUAAAGUAAGCAUGCAGCAUUUUUAUCUAGCAGAUAUCCAGGACUUUAUCAUCAUUCUUUUGUGAAG